This is a messenger RNA of Wallemia mellicola CBS 633.66, 3074 nucleotides long. RefSeq names its product 5-methylaminomethyl-2-thiouridylate-methyltransferase. Gene Ontology annotation, molecular function: sulfurtransferase activity. Gene Ontology annotation, biological process: tRNA wobble position uridine thiolation. Bases 14 to 1075 code for a protein of 353 amino acids. The record is from RefSeq and is a predicted model, not a curated record. The transcript has 2 exons. Gene Ontology annotation, cellular component: mitochondrion. NCBI's taxonomy places the organism in Eukaryota, Fungi, Basidiomycota, Wallemiomycetes, Wallemiales, Wallemiaceae.
AGUCGUAGUUGGUAUGUCCGGUGGCGUAGACUCAGCUGUAGCAGCCGGUAUUUUAGUCAAUCAGGGAUUGGACGUUAGAGCGGUAUUUAUGCGUAACUGGGACACAAAGGAUGAGUUAUCACUCAGUACAGUAGGUGGUGUGAAGGGAUGCGAAUGGGAACGUGACUGGGAGGAUGUAAAGCGAGUCUGUCACCAUCUCAAUAUUAAAGACUUGAAACUAGUCGACCUCUCAAAGCAAUACUGGUACGAUGUAUUUGAACCUUCUUUGGAUGUCUGGCGGGAUGGGCGAACACCAAAUCCAGAUAUAGGAUGCAAUAAACAUAUAAAAUUCGGUGCACUACUCGACCUCGUACUAAAGAACGAUGAUAUGUUGGCGACGGGACACUAUGCUCGCAUUUUGAACAACCACCUAUGCAGAGGACGCGAUCGACUUAAAGACCAGAGCUACUAUUUGUCAGCUAUACAAAGAUCUGUGUUGGAUAGAGUCGUCUUCCCACUUGGUACCCUCGAGAAGAGCCAUGUGAGGAGCCUGGCGCGUGAGUUGCGACUCCCAAACGCCGAGCGAGAGGAGAGUAUGGGAAUUUGCUUUGUAGGUGAACGGGGUAAUAGAUUUGGUGCAUGGUUGGAUGAUUAUGUCGACAAUGUACCGGGUUAUUUUCUCACAGAGGACAACAAACCGAUUGGUAAACAUCGCGGUGUUCAUCACUACACAAUUGGUCAGAAGGCCGGUAUUGGAGGGAUGCCAUCGAAAAUGUUCGUUGCUGCAAAGAGAGAUACGGAUAUCAUUGUCGUCAAUAAUUCCCAACAUGAUCUUUUAAAGUGCAAGAAAAUUUUCACACUUGGUGAUACAAAUUGGUUGGCAGACAUUCCAGCAAAGAGCUUUGAGGCACAUGCCCAGGUUAGACAUCGCCAGCAGGAAACAAGAUGUACUGUGGAAGUCGUUGACAAUAAAUUAGAAAUCACAUACCAAGAAUACGAAAUGGCAGUAGCUCCAGGUCAGGUUGUCGCGAUAUAUGUCGGUGAUAUAUGCGUAGCAUCUGCAACCAUAGACAAAACUCAAAGUAUUAUAGACUAGUUAUAGAUUUACAUGCAUGUAUUUUUAAUGUAUCAGGGGACGUAAUUGCAUAUAUUCUGCAAUGAAUGUUCGCAUGAUUGCGUUCCAUCUUGACAUUGUUGGUAUACUAAGUGCAGAUCUGUCAUCAGAUAGUUUGUGCCAGACUGAAGGAAAUGGGUUGGGUAUUACGUGGAAUAUAGGUACACCUCUAUGGAGGAAAGGUAGAUGGUCAUCUGAGAUACCAGAUCGUGAUGUCCUAUUAACAAAAAACCGUGAUUGGAAGUUAUUCGAUUGAUCUACUGUAGGCGUUUCAGCUAUGCUGUUCAAUCUGUUUUCGAUAUCAAUCAUAUGAGAGUGCAUCCACUCGGUUGUUGAGAAGUAGUUGGGAAUUGUUGGGUUAGGUGCUCCCAGUAAGUCCAAUAAAACGAGGUGGUCGAUACGAUCCAACUCAGUUGGAUGAGGCUUAAGACGUCUCUUCGAUACUGGAGGGUGGUGUGCUUCUUGGAUGUCAAUGUAGCUGGUUGACAAAGUCUCGGCGAGGUGUUUUGCGCCAUAUAUUGAGUCGUUAUCUGACCAAUUCUCGAAAGCCUCCUCGCCGUCAAAGAAGAUCAUCUGGAGGCUCAAAUCAUGUUCAUCGAGUUGCCUCCCAUCGAAAGAAGGACCGUAUGAGGUCGUGAAGUUUGAUCUAUCACCACCCGUUGCUUUUAUGUAAGGUGGUAACGGCACUUGACCUGAUUUUAAACCGAACUUAAGUGAAUCGAACUUGUUCAAGAUGGGCGUAAAGAAGGUAGCCAAAUCGAGUAGCAAGGCGCAAGGGAAUGCAGAGUCAGUUGCACCUAGAAACUCAGCGUUCUUGAAGUAUUUGCUGUCAUAGUGUGCGGCUAAAGUCAACCUAAAAGGGGCGUCUUUGUUUGAGUUAACGACAAGAUUGUUGAAUGUCUUUCUACCAAGUGGAGUGUUUGAUUGGAAGGUGUCAAUCGUAGCAUCCCAGCGGAGACGACUGAAGUGAUUAACGAAGUAAUUCAAGACCUGGGUAUUAUUUGGAGUGUCUGAUACCCUUGGGAUUAGAAUACUAUUAAGAUGCUUGUUUAUACCUAUUUAGUUAGAUAUUUAGUCUCACCGACGAGCUACCCACCAGAAGUCAAAUUGCCAGAUAAUAAAUUGACGAGGUUUAACUGACUAAUCUCUAGAGGUUUGAAGGAGAGUGCUAUAGGGAGAAGAAUAAAAAAUAAAAAUAUCAAUAUCCUCAUCGUUCAGGUUAAAGCUACCCUUCAAAGCUAACAAUCAGGAUGUGGUCAGUUGGGAGCAAGAGAACAGGUUUAAUUGGCGUGAAGAGGGGCAUGUCCUUUAUUUACAACGAACUAAAUCAGAAAGUACCAGUAACUCUAAUUGAAAUCGAGAAGAACAGAGUAAAUCAGUUGAAGAAGCCAUCUUCCACUAACGAACACCACUUCGUACAACUACAAUCUAGGAAUCAAUUGAAGGAAUUCCCUGUCACAGAAAACGGUAUCAUCCCAAUCAACACUGAACUUAACGUUUCCCAUUUCAUUCCUGGUCAAUUCGUCGAUAUACAGGGUACCUCCAAUGGUAAAGGUUUUGCGGGUGUUAUGAAGCGCUGGAAUUUCAAAGGUUUAAGAGCCUCCCAUGGUACUUCCAUUUCACACAGAUCACAAGGUUCGACCGGUCAGAACCAAGACCCAGGUAGAGUCUUCCCUGGUAAGAAAAUGGCAGGUAGAAUGGGUGGUGAAACGACGACAGUGCAAAAUUUGAAGGUCAUCAGAAUAGACACCAUAAACAAUCUCUUGUUAGUAAAGGGCGCUAUCCCAGGUAGAGACAACAACUUGGUUUAUAUUAAGGAUGCAGUCAAGAAAAUGCUCAUAGACACAAAGAACAAAGCAAGGAAAUUUGGUUACACAGCCCAACAGGCAUUGCCAUACGGUGUAGACGAUCUCCCUAUGCCAACUAUCAGCCAAGAGAUGGCUAAGUCACUACCAGCAGUCUUGCAAGCACCUGCCAAACC